This is a messenger RNA of Endocarpon pusillum Z07020, 1071 nucleotides long. RefSeq lists its product as uncharacterized. Bases 1 to 1071 code for a protein of 356 amino acids. The record is from RefSeq and is a predicted model, not a curated record. The transcript has a single exon. Lineage: Eukaryota; Fungi; Ascomycota; Eurotiomycetes; Verrucariales; Verrucariaceae.
AUGUCAUUUCUCAAAGCAUUCGUGAGGUUGCUUAUUGCAGCUUCUUUCUCGCUCGCAACCGCACAGAAUGGCAGUUAUCCCUCCAACACAGUUCAGAUCGUCAAAGGUGUUGACCUUCAGCUUCCACCCACUGCUUUUGGUGGUGGGAUCGAAGGUGCUGCUGUCAAUGCCCAGGGCGACGUCUUCGCUGUAGAUUACCGUGCGGCAGGCGCAGGGCCAAACAAGGCCUUCGGAUUCUUCAGCGAGACCGAAGGGGGCACUGAGAGCGUUCUCAACCUGGCAGCCAACCCGAUCUUCAACGCCUCGACAGAAGGUGUAGCUAAUCCACCUUUGAUCAACGGAGCGAGAUUUCUCAAAGAUGGUCGAAUUCUAAUCGCGGAUGCUAACAACAGCCGUGUGCUUUCGGUCAAAGACGCACGCUCCUCCACCUUCUGCACAGAUGCGGCGAUGCUGCAACCGAACGAUCUCGCCCUGUCCGUCAAUAUCCCCGAAAUGAUCUAUCUCUCUGGACAAAACUUCACAGAGACCACAAUUGCCGGGCAGCAUGGCGCCCUCUGGACCUGUGCUGGCAGCACCGCCAUGCAAUUUCCCCCAGCCCUUCUCGCCCAGGCGGACGUACAUCGUACCAACGGCAUUGAGACAUCCCCCUGCGGAAGACACCUCUACCUUUCCUCCGCCACAAACGUCGCCGGUAACGUAACAGCCAACCGUAUUUACCGCUUCAACAUUCAUACACCUACCGGUAUUCUUAUAAGCCAGACACCAUCUGUGUUCUACGAGUUUACUGGUGCCGAUGCCGCAAUCGAUAUCGAUGGUAUGCGUGCUGACGUCCGCGGCAACCUAUACGUCACACGUAAUGGUGAUGGUAAGAUCGUCAAACUUUCUCCGGAGGGUCAACUGUUGAUGACCAUCAACUUACCUGGCAUGGGAGGACCGAGUAAUCUCGAAUUCGGCGGUGCAGAGGGCAAGACAUUAUUCGCAGUCGGGUCAUGUAAGGCGAAUGCCACUAUCGGCUGCGCUGCCAAAUUUGAAGGCGAAACGGUCGGAAAGGCAUUCAGGCUCCUCCAAUAG